CCGUUGAAUAAAGAAUAGACAAGAUGUAAUUUCAUAUCGUUUAUUCAAUUUUAUGUAAAAAUAGUAGAAACAGUAAGAUAUAUUGAAAUUGAAACGUGAAUGGUGAUUCAAUUUAGUUGGUGUUUCUCAGAAAAUGAUGAUUCAAGUUCGACAGUUUAAAAUGUGGCCUCUUUGCGAAUUAAAAUAAAGGUCAGCCACAAUGUCGUCUGCACUGACUGAACUUUGUAGGAAUUUGCAAGACAACACUGAAAAACUAGAGGAUGAAAUAAAGAGAAAUAUAGUUGACUGUCACAAGCUCCUGAUAGACCAAAAGGCUACACAAAUCAAACUAGCUUUGGAAAAAGCAAAGGAUUUCCACUACAAAGAAGUGUUAGAUAUCCUAAAAGAGAUUGUAAAUAGCAUCAGGAAAAUCAUCUACCACGAGCAAAGAAUUAGGACUCUAGAUGACGAAAAAAAUGUUAGUCCUGAUGAGUUGAAACGUUAUUCUUAUGUCCAGAGACAGGUACAAGCCUUUUCAAAUCCAGAAGAAGCGGUAACCAAAAGAGAAAAAAGGAGGGUAGCUUCUGCCAUCUCCGUCGAGUCCUUGGAAGCUUGGGAACUGUAUCUGGAUAAGAAGGAAGAGGAAGAAAAGGCAAUUCAGGUAGAAGUAACGAAGAUACCGAAGAGACUUGAAACAAAAGGCAAUAGGAAAAAGAAGAAGCGUGUGUCUUCCACCUUUAACAACUUUUUAGAUAGUAAGUGUGGGAGUAGAUCGUUAGAUUCAAUAUUAGAAGAACAGACAAGUGUGUCGGAUAGAUUAGCUAGAGUGGAUCCGAAAGAAGAUUACACCAAGUCCUGCAACUUCGAAUUUAUUGACGUGAAUGGAAAAGGAAUAGAGUGUGACUAUUUUGGAAGGCCCUUGGAUGAAGUUUCCGCAGCCUCCUUAAGUUCAAUAUACGAGAGUGAUAGCGAUGAUGAAAGUUUCAAAGAUGCGUACAGUGAAGAUGAGAAAGGUCAGAAGCAAAACUUGUCCACAUUGGAUAUAUUAGAGACUCUCAAUGAGGAGUACCAGUUAGGACCAAUAAAUGAAGAUACAAAGCCCAAAAUUGUGGAUGUUGUUUACAAGAAGAAAGAGAACUGAAAAAUGAUAGAUUAAAAAUGGAAGAAAUGUCAACAAAAGUGAUACAAUCUCUUAUAUUUUUGUAUUAACUAAUUAUUCAUUAAUAAAAUAUCUGAAACAA
Messenger RNA from Anoplophora glabripennis (Asian longhorned beetle), 1220 nucleotides. RefSeq lists its product as uncharacterized. The record is from RefSeq and is a predicted model, not a curated record. The transcript is spliced from 3 exons. The coding region runs from base 200 to 1120 and encodes 306 amino acids. Lineage: Eukaryota; Metazoa; Arthropoda; Insecta; Coleoptera; Cerambycidae.